CUGAUAACUACUUCACUGAAAGAUCAGGAUUGCUGUAAAGAGAAGAAUGGAGAUGAGUGAGGAGAUUUAUGCAAAUGCAGAAGUUACAGCAGACAACAGAGCUGAUUCCAGUGACAGCGGGCCCUCUUAUGAAGAUGUUUAUGCGAAUGAGGACAAUUUGGAGACCCAGAGGACCGGAAGUUUCAAUCAAUCUGAUCGCUCAGGAGGAGAAACUGCAUGGAGCAGGUGUUACAGAGUGACUGUAGUGUGUGUGGUGCUGCUGUGUGUUCUCCUGCUGACUGCCGUCACGGUGCUGUGGAUCCGAUUCAACAACCUGACUACACAAAACAACCAGUUACAGACCAGUUACAACAACCUGACUGAAGAGAGAGACCAGUUACAGACCAGUUACAACACCCUGACUAAAGAGAGAGACCUGUUACAGACCAGGUACAACACCCUGACUAAAGAGAGAGACCAGUUACAGACCAGGUACAACACCCUGACUAAAGAGAGAGACCAGUUACAGAUCAGGUACAACACCCUGACUAAAGAGAGAGACCUGUUACAGACCAGGUACAACACCCUGACUAAAGAGAGAGACCAGUUACAGAUCAGGUACAACACCCUGACUAAAGAGAAAGACCAGUUACAGACCAGGUACAACACCCUGACUAAAGAGAGAGACCAGUUACAGACCAGGUACAACACCCUGACUAAACAGAGAGGCCAAUUCAGAGUCUUUUAUAGAGCAGAGAUGUCUCAGACUGUUUCCGAUUAUGUGAACUACGCUAAGGAGAGAGGAGAGCGCAUCGAGAAGGUGGUGGAACUCUAUGAGAGAGGAGAUGCUGCUAGACCUCACAAGCCCGAAACCGAGACGGAGGAUGCCAACACGAAGACUCAACACGCAGGAGGAGACACUGCAUGGAGCAGGUGUUACAGAGUGACUGCAGUGUGUGUGGUGCUGCUGUGUGUUCUCCUGCUGACUGCCGUCACGGUGCUGUGGAUCCGAUUCAACAACCUGACUACAGAAAACAACCAGUUACAGACCAGUUACAACACCCUGACUGAAGAGAGAGACCAGUUACAGACCAGUUACAACACCCUGACUGAAGAGAGAGACCAGUUACAGACCAGUUACAACAACCUGACUACAGAAAACAACCAGUUAAAGAUCAGUUACAACACCCUGACUAAAGAGAGAGACCAGUUACAGAGGGAGAGAGAUGGAUAUCUGAGUACACUUGAUCUGUGUUGGAGGUGUUCCACCUUCAACUCCAGUGUUUACUAUAUAUCUAAUGUGAACAAGAACUGGGAGGAGAGCAGACAGGACUGCAAGGACAAAGGAGCAGACCUGGUGAUCAUAAACAGCAAGGAGGAACAGGUGUUCAUCGGUAAUCAGCUGAACAGCAGUCAGGCUUGGAUUGGUCUGAGUGAUGGAGCUGUAGAGGGAGACUGGAAAUGGGUGGACGGUACACCACUGACCACUGCGUACUGGGCUGAUGGAGAACCGAAUAAUUUAUUUGAUGAGGACUGUGCUGAGAUGAUCAAUUCUCCAAAUGGGAAAUUAUGGAAUGACAAUAAAUGCUCUCAUGAAACACUCUGGAUCUGUGAGAAACUGGAGAUGGUGGUGGAGAUCUUUGCGAGUGCAGACACUGUUAGAGGUCACGACUCUGACACAGAGAAGGAAGGCGGUGACACAAAGAAAGUCCCAGACACAGAUCCGAACACAGGAGGAGACACUGCAUGGAGCAGGUGUUACAGAGUGACUGCAGUGUGUGUGGUGCUGCUGUGUGUUCUCCUGCUGACCGCCGUCACAGUGCUGUGGAUCCGAUUCAACAACCUGACUACAGAAAACAACCAGUUACAGACCAGUUACAACAACCUGACUAUAGAGAGAGACCAGUUACAGACCAGUUACAACAACCUGACUAUAGAGAGAGACCAGUUACAGACCAGUUUCAACAACCUGACUAAAGAGAAAGACCAGUUACAGACCAGUUACAACACCCUGACUAAAGAGAGAGACCAGUUACAGAUCAGUUACAACAACCUGACUAUAGAGAGAGACCAGUUACAGACCAGUUACAACAACCUGGCUAUAGAGAGAGGCCAGUUACAGAGGGAGAGAGAUGGAUACCGGAGUACUGUGUAUCUGUGUUAUAAAGGGAGGUGUUUCAACUUCGACUCCAGUGUUUACUGCAUGUCUAAUGAGGAGAAGAACUGGGAGGAGAGCAGACAGGACUGCAAGGACAAAGGAGCAGACCUGGUGAUCAUAAACAGCAAGGAGGAACAGGAGUUCAUCAGUAAACAGCUGGGCAGCAGUCAGGCUUGGAUUGGUCUGAGUGACGGAGCUGUAGAGGGAAAGUGGAAAUGGGUGGACGGUACACCACUGACCACUAAGUUCUGGGCUACAGGGGAACCGAAUAAUGAAGAUAAAGGGAGGUGUUUCAGCUUCAACUCCAGUUUUUACUGCAUAUCUAAUGGGAACAAGACCUGGGAGGAGAGCAGACAGGACUGCAGGAACAAAGGAGCAGACCUGGUGAUCAUAAACAGCAGAGAGGAACAUGAGUUCAUCAGUAAAAUCCUGAGCAGCAGAAAAGCUUGGAUUGGACUGAAUGACAGAGAAACAGAGGGCGUGUGGAAGUGGGUGGACGGUACAAAGCUGAACACUGGGUUCUGGGGACAUGGAGAACCCAACGGUGCAUGGGAGGACUGUGUUGUAACUCGUGAUAAGACUGAUCCUGUCUGGAACUGGUCUGAUUAUCCCUGUAGUCGUCAGUUUAUUUGGAUCUGUGAGAAGACAGUCAUUAUCUGAAUUACUGUAUGUGAUUGCAAAGCAGUAAAUAAGUUGAUAUUUUUA
Molecule: messenger RNA, 2842 nt
Organism: Ictalurus furcatus (blue catfish)
Lineage: Eukaryota; Metazoa; Chordata; Actinopteri; Siluriformes; Ictaluridae
Product: macrophage mannose receptor 1-like
Exons: 15
Coding region: 47-2797 (916 amino acids)
Source: RefSeq, a predicted model, not a curated record